GUUGUCCGCGUUUAUUUUUUUUCCACUCAUGGAUCUUGCUUAUGUUACUUCAAUAGAUUGUCCAGCGGUAUUUGAUAGUUCAGUUGAUAAUUUUUUUACCGCUGAUGUGACUAUCAAUAAUUCAAGCGAGCUUGUUCAUUCUGCACAAAUAAUUUUUCGCGGCUAUGUUUGUAAAGGCGACGCUCUUCAUUAUGAAUUUCUUCAUGAGCAACAAUGGGUUCUCGUAGAGCCAGGAGUUGAAUCACCCUUACGAGCAGCAAUCGAUGUUUGGCUGCCAAGAUUUCCUCCCUCUAUGAAAUUCCCAGAUGGAAGUGAAAUUAUCUACUGUGUACGUGCUUCUGUCGCUCCGUGGCACGAAAACAACUAUGUGGAGAAAAUAUUCGAAGUUCGAAGAUCAUUAAUUUUAAAAAUGCCGCACGAAGCGUGUUAUCCGGUGGAGCACAUGGUUAAUAAGUGUGUCGAGCAUGGAAGUAUUCUUCACAAGAAAUGCGAUCCGAUCAAUGGCCGAAUUUUUCUCGAAAAGACGGCUUUUUGUCAUAAUGAAGAAAUUAUAGUUGGAUGGGAAUUAAACACUGAGAAAUCCGUGAUUGAGCAUUUUACGUGUAAGUUGGCCCAAUUGGUGGAAGUCCGCGAGAGUCAUCCUAGCAACUAUUUGGCCACCAGACGUUUUGUGAAAUUUUUGAAAGAGCAGAAGUCGACCGCAAACACAUCUAUCUCACUUGUGGUCCCACCAGAGAGUCUAAUAUCGAUUUCCAUGUCCCUAUGGAAUGUUCUCGUUGUAAAACAUGAAAUUGUUUUGGAAAUUAAAAUGCAGAAAAGAAAGAAACCAGUUAUAUUCAAGUACCCUAUCAUUAUAUGUAAUGAGGAAGUUGCUAAACACAAACGUCCACGAGAAGCGGUUCCUGUUUUCAAAAGGGUACAAGAUGUAGAUGACGACUCAGAUGACGACGAUGAUUACGACUCGGAGGAUGAAGAGGAAGAAACAUCAAAUAGAGAUUAUUCUGUUGACAUAGAGAAGCUUUCAGUCACAAACGUCACCCAAUCAGAAAAAAAGCCACUGGAACGCGCAGAUGUAGAAGUAACAUUCAUUAUGAACAGUGUUGAACCAAAGGAGUUAAGGUCUCUUCGACUUAUUCUUACCGGUGAAGUGAGAGUGGGAGGUCUUUGGUAUGAAUUUCUAAGAUUCAAGGCUAUAGCAAACUUAUCACAUGAAACCCUAUUGUCACCAGGAGAGCAUAACUUUCGGUUUCAACUCCCAUUUGCGGAUUCCCAGUAUGACACCUCAAUUCUUCCGCCAACAUUAGGAGAUGAAAUCAAGUACAUGAUUCACGCGAGUACAGUGAGCUUACCAAAAAAUUUUUUCCAACAACAGUGUGAGCUUCUCGUUGACCGUUUUAUUGACACGUGGGCUAAGGAAGCGUACAAGCCACCCUACACAGAAGAGUAUGGAGCAACCAAAAUUCAUCUAUCUCAGCGAUGCUUCAAGCGUGGAAAGCAUGUAAUAGUUGCUUUGCAGGGCAGCGAGCCCCGUUACGUCAAGGGCACACUGGUGCAGAAGAAAAGACUACGCGUGCCUAAUGUGAAACUUGAUGAAAGCUAUUGCAGUCAACGAAACGUACGAAUUUUCGAAGAAAAUAUUCAUAGGAAAGAUCAUAUCCAUGUUAUGCACAUCCCGUUCAAUAUUCCACCAAGCAUUGAAAUCUGUUACUGGAACGUCCUCCAAAUCGAAUAUCACUAUGAAGUCGAAAUAACAUUAGAAGGUGGCCACACUCAUAAUCAUUCAAUUCCUAUUUGGAUAGGAUGCACAGAAGAUAAUCUCUCAGUGCCAGCUCAACAAGAGGAGGUAAUACCCAAACAUUCACUGAUCGUGGAUGAGCCAUUUGAAGAGCUUCCCGAGUUUGAAGUAGUGCUUGAAGAUGAUAUACAUGAGCACCCCUAUUGGGUCGAGCGGAUUAACACAGACACAUAUUAUCAGAAUUGAAUGUUUCUUAUCCGAAAUAUUAAUGUAUCAUAAAUCGUUCACUUA
Messenger RNA from Caenorhabditis elegans, 2026 nucleotides. It is a transcript of the gene arrd-28, whose product is annotated as Arrestin C-terminal-like domain-containing protein. Bases 29 to 1981 code for a protein of 650 amino acids. NCBI's taxonomy places the organism in Eukaryota, Metazoa, Nematoda, Chromadorea, Rhabditida, Rhabditidae. The transcript has 6 exons. The record is from RefSeq and is marked reviewed.